UGUUAUUAGGAUAGCAAAACUCAGUUUGGUUAUUAUUGCGGUAAUAAUUGACUUGUUCAACUGAAGUUUUGGGUAUGUCAUGCUUGACAGAUUCGUUGCUAUUAUGGCAUCCCUGUUGACUGUAUGAUUGAUUGUGCACAUGCUGAUAGCUUAAACUAAUUCGUGAAGCUCUAAAAGUGCAAAGAUGUUACCUUUGCUUUUUGCUGAUGAAUCUGUGUUUUUCGUUUGUUCUUAAUUUUGUUGAAGGCUCUACAGCGGUGAAGUCAGUGGAAUUCAGUGGACAAGCUGAAAGAUCUGCAAAGAGAAAGAGGAAAAACCAGUAUAGGGGGAUCAGACAGCGUCCAUGGGGUAAAUGGGCUGCAGAGAUUCGUGAUCCCAGUAAAGGAGUUCGUGUCUGGCUUGGCACAUUCAACACUGCUGAAGAAGCUGCCAGAGCUUAUGAUGCCGAGGCCCGUAGAAUCCGCGGCAAGAAAGCUAAGGUGAACUUUCCUGAUGAAGCAGCACCACGUUCGGCUACAUCUAAGCUCUCCACAAAGAGCAAAGCUCAGAAAUCAGUUCCCAAGGCAAUCCCAAAAUUGGAUGCUGGUUACUCGGAGUAUGCUGAGCAAGAGUUCUUCAACUCUAUGAACUACGUGGAAGAGAAACCAUCACUGGACCAGCUCGGGAAUAUGGACACCUUGCCCUCAAAUGGAAAUGCUGGAAUCAAGUCUACUGUUGACACCAGUGCUCCCAUGUACUUCAGUUCUGAUCAGGGGAGCAAUUCCUUUGAUUUUUCUGAUUUUGGAUGGACCGAACAGGGCGCCCCAAGGACCCCCGAGAUCUCGUCUGUGUUUCUAGCUGGGCCUGAGUUCAACGAAUCUGCAUUCGGAGAGGAGGAUGCUAAUCCCAGCAAGAAACAGAAGUUCAAUAAUUCUGAUGGUGCUGAGGUUCCUCCCCAGGAAGAGAACAAAGGGAAUUCCGCGGAGGGAGAGGAGCUGUUUGGAUUUGAUAACUAUCUUCAGAUGCCAUAUAUGGAAGGAGGCUGGGAGGCUUCCCUUGAGAAUCUACUUAACGGAGUUACCACCACCACAACAACAACAACGCAGGAUGAUGGGAACACAAUGGGCCUGUGGAGCUUUGAUGACCUCUCCAACAUGGUUGGAGGAGCCUAUUAAGAGAGCAGAUUCUGCUGGGCUGUUGUUGUAAAUAAAGGCUACCAUGUUGUAAGUUGUUAAAGCAUAACUGAACCUUUGGUUUCGUUUCAAUAAGUCUGUCAUUAGCCGUUUUUUUUUUUACAUAUUUCCCAUGUCCAUAUCUGUUUGUAAUGUGACAUUUUUGUAUAUUGCAGUGGAGUUUGGUUUGGGAGGUGAAAGAAGGAAAGAAGUCAGGCUGGACCUGCGUAAGGCAAAUGUAAGAGGAGUCGUCCGUUUUGUUUCUGUGUCGUCGCACCUGGAGCUUUUUGUGCAAGAGUACUGUAGUAUAUAGAUGACUAUUGAUGCUGUUCUGCUAAGCUGCCUUUUAUCUCUAGAAAGAAAGACAUUUUUAAGCUGUUGAAUGAAUAUGAUCCCUGAAUGUAAUUUGACUGCUAGUGGUGGCAUGGUCUGUCUGUGAUGUUGGGAAGGUAGAGAAGAAGAGCAUUAUGAAGCUUCUGAACCAUUUUCCCUUCAUGUCAAUGGUCUCCUACCUAACUGAGAGAAGAGACCAUAAUGUCUUAACUAGUUUCUUUCGUUGUUCCAGAACGUGGUUAUUAAUGAAAUGCUGCAUUCAUGAUUUCCUGUGGAAAAUGUCUUGCUGCAAAAUGCAACUGUAUAUGAGAUGAGAAGGCGGGGUUUCGAAUUUUGAUUUUGCCCCCCUCGUUUUCUUGCUCCUAUCUUCGCUGAAACAGGGGAUAGGAUUGGAAAGAGGGGGCAAAGGGGUAGACUUUUGAGCCUGUUUAGUUUGAAGGGGGUGAAAGUUGAAGGGGGAAGAAAGUAGGUAGUAAAGAAAACGUGUCAAGAAAGGAGGAAAGGUGGUUGAGAGAGAUGCUGGGAAUUGGGUUUGGUGGUACAUUGCAUACAGCAGCAGCACAGGCAAGAGGGUUGAAGAUGAUGGAUGGUAAAAGUAAAAAAGAUGAAUGAGGGGAAAUGGUCAAAAGUUGAAGGUGGGAGAAGAAGCUACCAGAAGAAGAAGGAAAAAUUAGUCUAGUCACCAUUUGUGCCUGGCACGGGGUAAGACUGGAGACUGGAGAGGCGUCGUCGUGGUUGGUGGCUCUGCUUUCCUCUGCGUCUGUGGCACAAUAAUAACAGUGAGUGCAUUGGAAGGCGGGGAAGGGGCAGGGCGGUGGUGGAGGCUCUGCUGCCGUCACGUUGGCGCCAGCGAUGUAUCCAUGCAUCAUUGGAUUACAUAAGUACGUCUGUUGGCCGUCGAUCUUUUUUGUGGCUGCUGAUGACUUGGAAUCUGUUGAUCUGGCUGUGUCGUGUGUGGGAAAGACUCCAAAGUAUGUGAGUAGACAAGAAUGCGAUUGCAGAGUGGGCCUGCCCUUUGCGGUGGUGGAGGCCGCCAGGGCGGACGUCAUUUAGGAAUGGCAAUACGGCAAGUCCGGGGCGGGUAUCUCGAUAUCCAUACCCGCCUCAUGGCAGGUCGGGCAAUAUAUUAUUGGGCGCGGGUUGGGGCAGGUCGACCCAAUGUGUAUGCAAUUUAUGUGAAAAUAUUAGAAAUAUUCGUUAUUUACAUUAAAAGACCAAGAAAGAAACCAUAAUAUGAUAAAAUCUAGUUAAAUUAUUGAAGAAAUUGAUGUUUUCACU
Linum trigynum is the source of this 2762-nucleotide messenger RNA. NCBI's taxonomy places the organism in Eukaryota, Viridiplantae, Streptophyta, Magnoliopsida, Malpighiales, Linaceae. The record is from the annotation of a GenBank genome assembly.